This is a messenger RNA of Saccoglossus kowalevskii, 2331 nucleotides long. RefSeq names its product RNA-directed DNA polymerase from mobile element jockey-like. The record is from RefSeq and is a predicted model, not a curated record. Lineage: Eukaryota; Metazoa; Hemichordata; Enteropneusta; Harrimaniidae.
AUGCGAAUGAACAAUCAUUCCAGGAGAAUUAAUUAUACUAAAAAGGAUCUAUUCAGUAUUAGGAACAGUAACAUCUGUACUAUUGAGCACAAAUGCUCCCUCUCAGUCUGGAAUAGGAUCAGAUCAUUAGGUAUUCAGUCAAAGACAUCAACCCACAGAGGGAAAAGAGCUGGUACUCGUAAGCUGAAUUCUCACCCACAACGUACAAUUACAAGGAAUCAGCAUUUCCAGCUUGGUUGUUGGAAUGUACAUUUAAUUCAGAAUAAGGCUACACUAAUUUCUGACUAUAUUGUAGAACAUAAUAUUGAUGCACUUGCAAUCACAGAGUCAUGGCUGAAAGCCAGUGGCGAUGAACCAAUCAUUAAUGAAGUUACACCAGCUGGAUACACUUACCAUCAUUUUCCGCGUGUGAAAUCAACUGGUGGAGGGAUUGCAUUUAUAUUUAAGUCGAGUAUUACAGUCACCACCUGGAAGCCACUACAGAAUGUUACUACCUUUGAAGCUGUUGAAGCCACUCUGCGUUACCAUGGAAUUACUUUUAAAGUCAUUAUUGUGUAUCGUCCACCUCCCAACACGAAGAACAAAUUCACUGUCUCUAAAUUCUUCAAUGAAUUUGGAGAUCUUCUUGAAUCUUCAUCUACAUACACUGGCAAUUUAUCUAUUAUUGGGGAUUUCAAUUUUCACUGGGCAAAUGUAUCACCGGAUCCUAAUACUCGUAAAUUUCAAGAAUUACUGGACUCGUGUAAUUUAAAGCAGUGGGUGAACACUCCAACACACACUCAUGGUCACACAUUUGAUCUGGUCUUCACAAAUCCUGACCUGAUUCUCAAUGUCACUGUUGACACUGUUUAUAUUUCAGAUCAUUUCCCAAUCUAUAUACAAGUCUUACUACCUAAACCUCCAUUAGUUCAAAAGGAAAUUAAAUAUCGUCGCAUUGCAGAUAUUGUUGUGGAAGAUUUUGAAUGUGCCAUUAAGGAUGCUCUAAUCCCCAGCCAACCUUCAGCAGAUGUGAACCUGGCUGUUUUUCAUUACAACUCGUGCCUAAGGAAACUACUAAAUAAACAUGCACCGCAACGUAAACAACUUAUCACUGUGCGCCCUAAUGCAGAUUGGUAUACAACGGACAUAAUGGUAGCUAAGAAAACACGCAGAUUUCAUGAAAGGAAGUGGCGCACUACGAAACUGGAAAUUCACAAGCAAAUUUACCGUACCCAUUGUAGUAAAGUUCACAAGCUCAUUCAGAAUGCUAAAUCUAAGUACUAUUCAGAUAUAAUUGAAGUGAACGCUCACAAUCAAAAAGCACUAUUUCAGUUAUCAUCUAAUCUAACCACUGAUAAAACAUCACCACUGCCAACUCAUUCUUCACUCCAUCAACUCACAGAAUCAUUUAGUGAAUUUUUCACAAACAAAAUCACCAAUAUUCGGCAUGGUUUGGAUUUAGACGGACAGGGUGAUAAUAAUCGAGUCAUUUAUACUUCAAAUGCUACAUGUACAUCUGAACAACUUUCAAGUUUCCAGCCUACUACUACACAGGAACUCAAGAAAAUCAUUAAGGAAUCACCAUCUAAAUCAUGUUGCCUCGACCCAAUUCCCACAUAUUUAUUCAAGAAAGUUCAAUCACAGAUCAUACCCUGGGUCAUGUGUCUCAUCAACCUAUCUUUCCAACAAGGACUCGUACCAGCUAAUCUGAAGUUUGCAGUUGUCAUACCACUGCUUACAAAGAAAACACUUGAUCAGCAAAUACUCAAUAAUUACCGACCUAUCUCUAACCUCCCUUUCCUUUCAAAAGUUCUGGAAAAAGUCGUCGCCAGGAGACUAAAUGACUACCUUGCUAAGAACUCUCUUCUGGAACCUCUCCAGUCUGCAUACAGGAAAUUUCACAGCACUGAGACAGCACUCAUCAAGGUCCACAAUGACAUAUCAAUGUGUAUUGAUGCAGGACAAUAUGUUAUCCUUGUCCUCCUAGACCUGUCUGCUGCCUUUGACACGAUUGACCGUGACAUCCUUCUUGCAGGGCUGGCAGAUAUGGGCAUAUGUGAUCUUGCCUGGCAAUGGCUAGCUUCAUAUCUCACGAACAGACAUCAGUCAAUUGUCAUUAAUGGUCAUUCAUCUAAAGAAACAACCCUUCAUUAUGGAGUUCCCCAUAGAUCAGAACUCUGUCCCCUGUUAUUCUCAAUUUACAUCUCAUCACUUGGUCAAAUUAUUCGUCACCACAAUCUUCAUUUUCACCAAUACUCUGAUGACAAUCAACUUUACCUUUCUUUCACUAAAGAUAACAUUUCAGCUGCCACAUCGCAAAUUGAAAAUUGCCUAUCUAACAUCAAAGCUUAG